AUGCCCACUUCUUCGCACCGACUGGCGGCACUUGAACGAAAAGCCAUUCGACGUUCACAGUUUUCCACCCUCUCCAGAGCCAUCUACAACAUCAACAAACAGUUCCGGCGUUUCGAUGACCGCCCUCCGAGCUCGCAAUCUUCGCACUCGUCGAAAAAGUCUCCAAAUGAUCUGUCAAUUGGUGCAUUGUUCAACAAUUUCAAGGCCAACAAACGCUAUGAAAAAUUCUCUUGGGCAGCCCCCUUCGAAAUGCCCAAGAUGUCCAAUUCCGUCCGCUCCUACCUCAAGCCAUCCCUCACUCCUAUCGGUCUGGAUAUAAUGGCCAAGAAAUAUGAGAUCAUAGAGGGAGAGGCCAAACUGCUCGCGCCCAAAAGAGGGUCUGCCAGCCUGUCCAAGCUGGUUCCGCCGAAUAGCCAGAGUUUCAACAAGCUGUUGAAGCGGCGGAUAACACUGAUGGACGGAAAUCCGGCUCGUCUGAACGCCUCCACCUUCCAACUGGUGGCGGAGCGCAUCCUGCAGGAGAUCGAGCAGCACGAGGAACGGCUGGCCAAGGCCCGGAUGGAGAAGGGCCCCUUGGUCCGCUUCAGAUCGGCCCAAGACCUCAGCUUCAGGCCGGAUUUUCAGCCACCCCAACUGCCAGACUCGCCGCAACACGACCUCCAUUCCUCCACGGCAAGACUGGCCGCCAGCUGUCCGAAGAUCCACCUCCUGUUGCCCAGUGCUCGGCUGCCUCCGCCCCCUCACCUCGACAUGCCCCAGCUCUACCUGCUGGCCGAGCGUCUGCUGGCGGAUCGGCCGCUCACUCGGCAACUGAGACAUGAGACAUCCGCCUCCGGCAGCCCGUCUCGAAGCGCGGACACCAGCAGCCCGACCAGCCAAGUUGUCGUCGACGCCGGUCCGUCGCCAGCCCUCGAGUCGGCACCGAACGCCGCAGAGCUGUCCAGGUCGGAGCUACUCGAGUCGGAAGAGGAGCUGGCUGUGCCGGAGCCCAUCACGUUGGGCCAUCCGUUCGCCGGAUUGACGCCGACAGACCCGAAGCCGGUCCGUCUCGAGCUGCGCUUCCGGCAGCCCGACAUCAGAGACUUUGAGCUGCCCGCAGGCCUCUACGCCGGCGAGGUUUCGGCUGGUCAGGGGCCGAUUUGCCAGAGGAUCCUGCCUCGUGUCCAGUUGCCCAGUGCUCUGUUGACCGACUCCUCCACGACCUAG
Molecule: messenger RNA, 1206 nt
Organism: Protopolystoma xenopodis
Lineage: Eukaryota; Metazoa; Platyhelminthes; Monogenea; Polystomatidea; Polystomatidae
Source: the annotation of a GenBank genome assembly